UGAUUAUUCUUUAAAAUUCACCGAACACGAGUCUUUUAUUUUUUUGGGUUUUUUUUUCUCUCUCUCUUUGUUGUAAUGCAUAAAGUAAUGGGAAAGAGAAAAAGAGAAGAGAGAAAAAAGUAUAUAAUUCCUCCAUGAAUGCUGCUUUGCUUCAUUGACACCCAUUGGUUUUCUCUUUCUUGACUUCUUAUUCGUAACAAUAUAUUUCAUUGCUGAGCGAAACUGAACUACCAAGCAAAGGAGCCAAAGCUCGAGAGAUGGGUUCAUUUCCAUUGGCUAUGAGUGUUGUUUUGCUUAUACACCACACUUCUUCUUAUUCUUUUGUGUUCGUUUCACUAUCUUAGAUUGUUCAUUUUCACACAAGAAACAAUCCCCGUAUUCCAAACUUUGUUUUUUAGUCCAAAUGUCGAAGUCCCCAUCUCAGCAAGACCAUGAAACCAUGCCAAACUUUGACUUUUUCAAGAAAUUCAAGCGUUUGAGGAUCUUUGAGCCGUACUUGGGCGUUGGAUUCUUCUUUAUUAUGCUGUGCGUAAUUUGCUGCUUCUUUUACUUGGAUUAUCGGGCUGUGCCUAAAGGGUACACUGUUCCGGGCAAAACGGAGAGGUUCAAGUGGCUAAAACUAGACGGUGGGUCCAUUGGGAACAAGAAAAGAGUUGAGUUUUUGAGUGAGAAGGCAAAUGAGUGUGAUGUGUUUGAUGGAAAUUGGGUCUGGGAUGAGAAUUACCCCUUGUACCAAUCUAAAGAUUGCAGCUUUUUAGAUGAAGGAUUUAGGUGUACUGAAAAUGGUAGGCCUGAUUUGUUCUUCCUUAAGUGGAGAUGGCAACCCAAACUUUGCAAUUUGCCAAGAUUCAAUGCAAAACUGAUGUUGGAGAAACUUCAAAACAAACGCUUAGUUUUUGUCGGUGACUCUAUUGGUAGAAAUCAGUGGGAAUCACUUCUCUGCAUGCUCUCUUCUGCGGUUCCCAAUAAGGAUUCGAUCUAUGAAGUGAAUGGCAGCCCAAUUACAAAGCAUAAAGGCUUCUUGGUAUUUAAGUUUAAGGACUACAAUUGCACUGUGGAGUACUAUAGAGCUCCUUUUCUUGUACUGCAGAGCAGACCUCCUGCCGGAUCUUCAGAAAAGAUUAGGACAACCCUUAAAUUGGAUAAAGUGGAUUGGAAUCAUUUGAAGUGGAGAGAUGCAGAUGUGCUGGUUCUAAAUACAGGGCAUUGGUGGAAUUAUGAGAAGACCAUAAGAGGAGGUUGUUACUUUCAAGAAGGAUCCGAGGUAAAAGUGGAAAUGAAGGUAGAGGAUGCAUAUCGGAGGUCCAUACAAACUGUGUUGCAGUGGAUAGACAAUGAAGUGAAUACAAGCAAGACCCAGGUCUUCUUUCGUACAUAUGCCCCUGUCCACUUCAGAGGUGGAGAUUGGAAGACUGGGGGAACCUGCCACUUGGAGUCGCUUCCCGAACUGGGAACAUCAUUGGUAUCUCCUCAAUCUUGGGCACAAUUCAAAAUUCUCACUGAUGUAUUAUCAGCUCACACAAACACAAGGAAAUUCAAUGUGUUGAAUGUGACUUAUAUGACUGCUCUGAGGAAAGACGGGCAUUCAUCCCUGUAUUAUUUGGGUCCUGAUGGAAGCCCUGCACCUCUCCAUCGGCAAGAUUGCAGCCACUGGUGUCUGCCUGGAGUCCCUGAUUCUUGGAAUGAGAUACUCUAUGCAUUAUUUCUAAAGCGUGAGGCUACUCAUCCAUCCAACACAUCAACAUAUAGAGCACAGGCAUAACUGAUUGAUUUAGGAAAGCCCCUCUUUAUUUAUAUUACAAGUUCUCUGCACAUAAUGACUUAAAUUGUCAAACAAAGGCAAACGAAAAUAGCAUGUAAAGUUAAUUUAGAUUUGUUUGUAGUUUUGUCGCAAGGGGUUAAAUGCAUAUAUGAGAGAGAGUGUAAUGCUGAUGAAGAUCAGUUUGAGGACCAGAAUUUUUUUCCCUUAUAACGGGCUGUUGACUAGAAAAAAAAAAAAAAA
Pistacia vera is the source of this 2002-nucleotide messenger RNA. RefSeq names its product protein trichome birefringence-like 10. The coding region runs from base 404 to 1762 and encodes 452 amino acids. Lineage: Eukaryota; Viridiplantae; Streptophyta; Magnoliopsida; Sapindales; Anacardiaceae. The transcript is spliced from 4 exons. Gene Ontology annotation, cellular component: Golgi apparatus. Gene Ontology annotation, molecular function: O-acetyltransferase activity. The record is from RefSeq and is a predicted model, not a curated record.